UGGAAGUACCUUUUUCAUGUGACACACUUUAAAACGAGGAUAGGUUAUCCCACUACUUUCUACAGGGAUAGGGUGGCCCUUGUUUUCAGUAAAUAAAUGCAUUGAAAGUAAGUUUUCUUCACUUGAAAUGUUUCUAACACCUUUAAGAUAUCUACUACUCAGAUAUCUAUGUAUUUGAUAAAAUAAAAAGACAAGUUUAGAAAAAAACUGAAUCUUUAGAAAGAAAACCAGCCUGUUGCGUAAUGGUUUCGUCCAGGUGUUUGAGCCUGAGGUGUUUCUGUCGUCUGUUUUUCUGCUCGGCUGUGAUACUCACCUGUUGUACUCCAGAAGUUGUCGACUUUACCUUCUUUAUUAUAUUAUAAUGUCUUUACUGUUAGGACGUUUGUAUGUUGAUGUUGCUGCUUGGUUGAUUGCCCACGAAUGCUGAGGACUGGAAUCUUUUUUUUUUCUGAAAAAAAUCGACCGUAGAGAAGGGACAUCUUAAACGACUGCCGCCUUCACAGACAUGGAAUCUUCUACGAAGGACCAGAGCGACAAUUUGCGCGGUGUAAUCGACACCUGCGGAAUCUGCUGCGAGAAACUUUGCCUUUACAAGACUCUCUCGUGUCAACAUCGCUUCUGUGUUAUCUGUCUGGAGAAAUACGUCAAAGCCAGGGACGAAAUUGUCUGCCCCGUGUGUUCCGAGACGAUUCCAUUACCGGAUGGGGGUGUGGAGGGUCUGCCCUCCUAUUACUUCAUCGAUUUAGACAAAGAUUCCUGUGGAAAAGACCAGAAGAAGCGAUUCGCCGCGAGCAAGUUGAAGUGGGACGAAUCGUGCUUCUCCUGCGACCAUUUGUCCGGCGGUGACGUGAAAGGCAGCCCCACGGAGGAUAACAACGCCCUCGAGCGGAGAAGAUUAGAACUGCACAGAAUGUUGCUAGACUUUUCUGCGAGCUCCAGGCGAGGCAGAGGACGAGUUUGUGUGGCUUGUCAGAAACUAAUGGAUGGCUUCAGGACAGGCAAGCAGGCGAUUGUAGGCGGGGUGAAGGAUCGCGUCGUGAGAGCUAGAAAGGCCAUACAAUCAACAAAAAUCCCAAAGGUACUAACCUGGCAUUCUCCAACUUUGAGGGAAGAGAAUGUGCCAGAAAGAAUUAAAAUUCUUUUGUUGGGCGACAGCGGAAGCGGCAAAUCUUACCUCCUCAACAAGUACGUUGACCGAUCGGACGAUGACCCUGGGCCGACACUGGGCCUCGACUUUAGAACGAAAGACUUGACAGUGGACGGCAGACAGGUGAAACUGCAGUUGUGGGACACUUCUGGACACGCGAGAUUUCGGUCCCUGAUCUCGCGAUACUUCAGGCAGGCCGACGCCGUGGUUCUCGUUUACGAUACGUCACAUCCGGGAUCCUUCCAGAGCAUUCAAACGUGGCGGGAAAUCUUCCUCAAACAUGCGCCCGCCAAUCAGAGCGAAGGAAGUGUUGACAUCAUUCACAUAAAGGAGGCCCACUCGGUGGAGAAUUCAUCCUUCAAGCUGUUGGCCAGCCUUCAGAUGAGCGCUCAGGAGUCUUCCAAAACGGUCAAAUCAUUCGUCGACAACAUCAUGAUGAACGUUAAGGGAGCCGCAGAACGAGCUGGACAAGGGUUGAGAAGUCUCGCGAGAAAGGGCGAGACUAGUGAAGAUAGCGACGUCGAGACAUCGGGUUACGUCAGUGACGCUGAAAAUGCUGCUGGUGUGACCUUCAUGGUUCUCGGGAACAACAGGUCAACAGAUGACUCUAAGGACAGUUAUAGCGACGCAGAGGCGUGGUGCCGUAGCAACAAAAUCCGGUAUCACGUGACCAGCUCCCAGAAUGCAACAGAGCUCGACAUGGCCUUCCUCGGUCUAGUCAAUGACGUCAUCGCCGGGAGGGAGCAUGCGCCGUGAAAGAAAAUAUCAUCGUAGAUACUUUGUGCAGAAAACAUUAAGGGCGAAGAAAUAGAUAGAUAAGGCGUCGGGCAUCUUUAAUAUAUGGAUCAUCUUCAAUAUAUUAUUCAGCGCUAGGGGCUGAGGCAUCCGUCUUGUUCGUUUGUUUAUUACUUGUUUAUGGCAAUCCAAUACUAGGGACAUUUGCAUCAGUGGUGUUAAUAUGUUACUUGUACUGUAUAGGAAAUUAUAAUAAAGAAUACGUCUGGUCGCUACA
Branchiostoma belcheri (Belcher's lancelet) is the source of this 2159-nucleotide messenger RNA. RefSeq lists its product as uncharacterized. Gene Ontology annotation, biological process: retrograde transport, endosome to Golgi. The transcript has 6 exons. Gene Ontology annotation, cellular component: phagocytic vesicle; late endosome; lysosome. NCBI's taxonomy places the organism in Eukaryota, Metazoa, Chordata, Leptocardii, Amphioxiformes, Branchiostomatidae. Bases 506 to 1903 code for a protein of 465 amino acids. The record is from RefSeq and is a predicted model, not a curated record. Gene Ontology annotation, molecular function: GTPase activity; GTP binding; metal ion binding.